AGAUUCACCGUUGCGCUUGUACUGUACUCACAGGAGUGUGUGAUGUGCCGUGGCUGCUUAUGCUGAGUCAACUGGUGACUAGGGAUUGAAUUGCUCCUUGGAGAGAAUUUUUUCCUUCUCUUAUCCACCAAGCUCUCCCUGUACAGGUCAAUCGAUCACUUAAGCUUAGAAUGACCGUCUGUUCUCGCGUUUCUCCCCGACAGUAACAGGUCAAUCAAGAUGCUCGGAUACGGUUCGAGAUCACUUGCUUCAGCGGCGGCCUCGCUCAUUUUGGUCGCGCUGCUUACCUUCCCAUCAAUUUUCAGCAUUGUAUCUCGUUUUCGUGAGCCGAAGGCAAAGUCGACGCUUUACGAGGAUAAAGAUGGGGUUGCUUCGGAGGCGUCCAUGGCGAAAUACAGUGCCAAGGUCCCCAAGAUUCUAUUGUCAAUUUUCACAAUCCUUGGUCUUGCGACCGCAAUUGCCUUUGCUGUUCUCACUACUUUAAAUCGAGACCUCGAUCCUAUGUUCCUCGAGAACUGGCUGAAUGUAGCUCAAUGGUCUCUCGUCCUCAUUCAGACCCUUGGCGUAGUGCUCGUACGAAAGACAACCAGAAGUUAUACUCUUGGCGUCUAUGCCACAGUUUCGUGCACAUUGUUGUUCGCACUCCUUCUUUUCCAGGAUGGAUUACUUCUACAAGACCCUUCGUUUGGUAAUAUUGGGCCGCCAGAAAUGGCAGCCUUUCGCCUCUCGCAAUUGGCGCUUGCUGUAUUUGCAGGAUUCGCCGGUGUCUCCAUUCCACGACGACCUGAUGUCUUCAAGGAUGGUGUUCUUGUUGACGGCAUGUACACUGUAUCUGCUAUUGGCAGAUACAGCUUUACCUGGGUCGCCAAUAUCCUUGCUCUUGCGAGGGAGAAAAAGCGACUAGAGUUAGAGGAUUUGACGAAGAUGGACCACUACACACGAUCUCGAGAUCUCAGCGAAGCUUGGGCAGAAAAGGAGCAUCCAAGAAAGCUCUGGAUUGAGGUCUUUCUUGCUCACAAAUGGCCUUUUAUCGUCCAGUGGCUUUUGACGCUAAUACAAGCGUUCGGGAAUUUUGCUCCGCAGUUCGUCACAUUUCAUCUUCUCAGAAUUCUUGAGGAUAGGGUUUCUGGACAGCCAGUAAGCUCAGAGGCAUGGAUUUGGGUUGUGGUCCUUAUGCUUACUACGAUCGGAGCCGCGGGGAUUGAAUCAUGGCUAUUCUGGAUCUCGUGGUCCGAAAUCGCGAUUCCUGUACGAGCUCAAUUGUCGGCUCUCAUCUUUCAGAAAGCCAUGCGACGGAAGGAUGUCAAGGGUGCUUCAAAGUCGAAAACCAAGGAGGGAGAUGGUGGUCCAGAUGAGGCCCAAAAGCCCACAGAAGACCCCACGGAGAAGGAUGAUGAAGAAGAAGGUGAUCCGAACGGCAAACAGUCAACUGUGAAUCUCAUAGGGGUUGAUACGAAGCGAGUUUCUGACUUCUGCUCCUUCAACAAUUACUUUCCUGGCAGUCUCUUCAAGCUAGUGGUGUCUUUUGCUUUUCUGCUGAGCAUUAUCGGUUGGAAGGCACUGUUAGCAGGAUUCUUGGCGUUCUCUCUUACAAUACCGCUCAACAUCUUCUGCAGCAAACGCUAUUCAGCUGCGCAAGACAGACUCAUGAAAGUCAGAGAUAACAAAAUGGCUGUUGUCAGCGAGGCAUUGCAAGGUAUCCGUCAAAUCAAAUUUUCUGCCCUGGAAUCGAACUGGCAGGAGAAAAUUGGCAAAGUACGAGCUAAGGAGUUGAACGAACAGUGGAAUGUUUAUAUUUUUGAUACAAUGCUGAUAUUCUGCUGGAUCGCGAGUCCAAUUUUGCUCUCUGCAACUGCUCUGGCAUUUUAUGCCUAUGAAUAUGGUGAACUAACCCCAGCCGUCGCCUUUACUGCAAUCGGAGUCUUCAGCAAUCUAGAGGUCACCCUCGGCGUCAUUCCUGAGCUUACGACAGAUCUCAUUGAUGCCAAAGUCUCCAUCGAGAGAAUUGAGAAGUAUCUAGGCGCACCUGAGAUAUCAGCAAAUACAAAUGACGCCCCCAACGUAUCAUUCGAGAAGGCUUCGAUUGCGUGGCCAUCGAAUGAGGAAAAGGAAGACGGCGAUGAGCGAUAUGUUCUUCGAAACCUUGAUAUAUCUUUCCCAGAAGGGGAACUCAGUGUCGUCAGCGGAAAGACUGGCACGGGUAAAAGUUUGUUAUUAGCAGCAAUUCUUGGAGAAGUGGAUGUCCUAUCCGGGAAGAUUAACGUUCCUCGGCCGCCUCUUACACGGGAUCGUUACGAUCACUUGGCCACAAGAGAUAACUGGAUCAUUCCCUCCUCAAUCGCCUUCGUUGCCCAAAUUCCUUGGAUUGAAAAUGCAAGUAUCAGGGACAAUAUCCUUUUCGGCCUUCCAUUUGACGAGGAGCGAUACAACAAAGUCAUUGAAGUAUGUGCCUUGAAAAAAGACUUGGAGAUGCUCACGGAUGGCGAGAGUACUGAGAUAGGUGCUAAUGGCAUCAACCUGAGUGGUGGGCAGAAAUGGCGAGUUACAUUUGCCCGCGCACUGUAUUCGCGCGCGGGUAUAUUGAUUUUAGAUGAUAUUUUCAGUGCAGUUGACGCGCACGUCGGACGAUUUAUCUUCGAAAAGGGUCUUACAGGCGAGUUGGGCGUUGGUCGAACGAGAAUCCUUGUAACACAUCACGUCGCGCUCUGCAGGCCAAAGACGAAAUAUUUCGUUGAACUGGGAGAUGGCACUGUCGAGAACGCCGGCUUGGUGGAUGUCCUAGAAGAGACUGGCACAAUGCAGAAGAUCCUGGAUCACCAGGAAUCAGAGUCUGAAAUUCAGGAAGAUGAAGCUCCUACCGCGGUGAACUCUGAUGAUUCUACGGAUGGUGAGAUCGGAGAGGUGUUGAAGAAAGUGGAUUCUAAGAAAGCUGCGAGGAAAUUUGUGGAGGAUGAGACAAGAGAACAAGGCCGGGUGAAGAGCCAUAUCUAUUUUGAGUAUAUGAAAGCAAGUGGUGGUUGGCCAUUCUGGCUGAUUGCUUUGAUUGCCUUUGCAGUGCUGCAGGCCUUUAUUACUGGACGAGCAUGGUGGCUGAAGCUUUGGACUGCCAACAGCAAGGUUUCUGUUGAUGCCAUAUCACAUACCUUUGGUUAUUCCUUCCAAGUCCAUAACCUGGGGUCAUUUUCCACGUCUGCGAAUACGAUCAGUACGCCUCCUGCAUCUGAUGUGCACAGUCUCCAAUACUAUCUGGGCAUAUAUGUGGCUUUCUCUAUCAUCUGCGCACUCCUCGGCACCUUCCGCUACUAUUACAUCUUCACUGGCGCCAUUCGAGCUUCCAGGAGGAUGUUCGACAGGCUCAGCUUUACCAUAUUGCGAACUCCUACAAGAUGGUUAGAUGCCGUCCCGUUAGGCAGAAUCCUCAAUCGAUUCACGGCGGAUUUUAAUGUCGUUGACACGAGGCUGUCUUCUGAUGUCGGCAUGGGAGCUAACAACCUAUUUCGCCUCAUGGGGGUAGUAGUUGCGGGUAUCUUCGUAUCACCUCUCGUAAUCCUCCUCUCCGUCGCCCUCUUCACCAUGUGUAUUUAUAUAGCUAGACUCUAUCUCCAAGGUGCACGAGAGGUGAAACGCUUGGAGUCAACCGCUAAAUCACCCGUUUUCGAACAGUUUGGAUCGGCUUUAACAGGUGUAGGCACCAUCCGCGCUUUCUCCAAGACUGACACAUAUAUUUCACGCAUGUUCAGCAAGAUUGACGACCACAGCACCACAUUUUGGCAUCUCUGGCUCUGCAAUCGCUGGAUGGGGUGGCGUAUGAGUCUUGUCGGAAGCUUCUUUGCUACUGUCGUAGCUGUUAUGAUCAUCCUAUUGCCUGGUAUUGAUGCCGCAUUAGCGGGCUUUGCCCUCAGCUUUGCUCUCGAGUAUGGCCAGACCGUCAUCUGGACCAUCAGACAUUAUACGAAUUUGGAAUUGGAUAUGAACGCCGCAGAGCGAAUCAUAGAAUACUCCAACCUGCCUACGGAGUCCCUCGAAGGCGCAGAUCCACCUGCCCACUGGCCUAGCAAAGGCAGUCUUGAGAUCCACGAUCUUGUCGUCGGUUACGCAGACGACCUCCCAGCUAUCCUAAAAGGUCUAACCUUUAAAAUUGAGUCCAAGGAGCGGGUUGGCGUCGUCGGACGAACCGGGGCCGGCAAAUCCAGUUUAACACUGGCGCUCUUCCGUUUCCUCGAAGCGCGAGAAGGAAGUAUUCACAUUGACGGACUUGAUAUCUCGAAGAUCAAACUACAGGCGCUUCGUAGUCGCCUCGCAAUCAUUCCUCAAGAUCCAGUACUGUUCUCAGGAACUGUGAGGAGUAACCUCGAUGCGUUUGAUGAACACACCGAUAGCGAAUUACGUGAUGCGCUCGAGCGUGUCCAUCUCGUUACCCCCUCUGCGCUCGCCACGCCCGGUGAACCAGCCGAUAACUCCACCCCUGCCUCCACAACCAGCAACGGCAACCAAAACAUAAACCCCUUCACAUCCCUCAGCUCGCCCAUCACCGAAGGCGGCCUUAACCUCUCGCAAGGCCAGCGUCAACUCCUCUGCCUGGCGCGCGCCAUCGUGUCGCGGCCCAAGAUCAUGGUUCUGGACGAAGCCACGUCGGCCGUCGACAUGGCCACCGACACGCUGAUCCAGCGCUCGAUCCGCGAAGAGUUCAGCGACAGCACGCUAGUCGUGAUCGCGCACCGGCUCAGCACGAUCGCGGAUUUCGACAAGAUCCUAGUCUUGGACGACGGCAAGGUGGCCGAGUUCGGCACGCCGAAAGAGCUGAUGGCGCGUGGUGACGGUGGCAUCUUUAGAGGCAUGGUGAGCGAGAGCGGGGAGAAGGAAAAGUUGGAGGCGCUGAUAAUGGGCGAGAAGUGACCGAGCAGUAUCUUACCUUACCUUACCUAUAGGUACAUUAGAGUAGAGGGGCGCGCAGCAAACUUGUUAACAAAUAGCUGUUUUUUUGUGAACUAGAUCAUCUCGCAUUGCUUACUUACUUACUUGCUUACUUCUUCGAUUGUUAUAUAAAUAUUCUCACAUACAUAUCAUGUCAUAGAACCAACCUGGAUUUUGUUCAUACAUAUAGCUCUCAUUUCUUUCGUAUUGUGCAAAUCGCUC
Molecule: messenger RNA, 5136 nt
Organism: Amorphotheca resinae ATCC 22711
Lineage: Eukaryota; Fungi; Ascomycota; Leotiomycetes; Helotiales; Amorphothecaceae
Exons: 7
Coding region: 220-4896 (1558 amino acids)
Biological process (GO): transmembrane transport
Cellular component (GO): membrane
Molecular function (GO): ABC-type transporter activity; ATP hydrolysis activity; ATP binding
Source: RefSeq, a predicted model, not a curated record